AUGCAGGCAGGUGCAGGUGCAGGUGCAGGUGCGGGCGCGGGCGCGGGCGCAGGUGCCAGGGGUGUCAGAGAGGAGGAAGGAGCUGCCUGGCUCGGGUCGAGCUGGAAUGGCCGAACGGCCGGAUGGCUGUUGAAGAGCAAGUCGGCGCACGUCGCAGACGCCGUGCCGCUGCUGAUCAACAUGACUCUCAACUUUGUCUGUGCUCUUGGGGUGGCGGGCUUUGUGCCUGUUGCGUCGGUUUGUCCCUCGCAGGAUCGACACGAGCCAUGGCUUCUAGAACGCCCAAACGGUUCGACGCCCAAAACCCAAAUGCGUCUUGAUGCUGGCGCCGACAUGACGAAGCUCGACCUCGGCCGCGGCCACAGCCGCGACCCUAACUUCCCAUGA
This is a messenger RNA of Diaporthe citri, 387 nucleotides long. RefSeq lists its product as uncharacterized. NCBI's taxonomy places the organism in Eukaryota, Fungi, Ascomycota, Sordariomycetes, Diaporthales, Diaporthaceae. The record is from RefSeq and is a predicted model, not a curated record. The coding region runs from base 1 to 387 and encodes 128 amino acids. The transcript has a single exon.